GACGUAACUACCGUGAAACAAUAUGGCGUCCUCAGAAUGAAACAUGAUUGCAAAUGAGUUUAAGUGGAUGGACCGCUGCCUCUUUUGAGGCACUGGUGUUGUCCGACGCAACGUUUUCGGUAGAAAAGGUAAAUGUUGUAGGCGUUGCCGAGCAAGGACGUUUGGUUUAGCCCAGCGGCGAAGUCGGCGACGGCGGUCAAGAUGGACAGUGGCGAGUACAUCUCCCCGAUGGAGAACGUGGAGCCGACUUUAGCCGAGUUAGUAGGAGAUGAAUUCACCAUAGGGGACAUCGAUGAGAUGCUCCAGUACGUCACCAACCAGGCGGGAGACUUCCCAGACCUCUUCGAGGAGCAGAUGACCUCCACGGGCUCUCUCAUCAACGCCCCUCGACCCGCCAAUCAAACUCCCCAGACCCUCCAAACAUCAACCCCCGUUGCCCCCCAUUACCCCAACGUCGACCUCUCUGGGAGACGGUCUGCGCCCCUCCCACCUUCUCUCUCUCCUGCUCAGACCCCCUCCCCGACCGCAGCGUCCACGGGGCAGCAACAGGUGACCCGCAGCCCCCCGCCGCUCCAGCCGCGACCUCAAGUGGUCCAACCCAUCCAACCACAACCGAUGGCCCAGCCCACCAUUCAGAUGCAGACCCAGGGCAUCCCAAUGCAGACCCAGCGAUUCCCAGUUCACACGCUGGUUCCGACACCCAUCCCGACACAGGGGACCCAAACUGUGAUGAUUGCGUCCAACAACGGGCAGUCCCGUUUUCUCCAAAACCCGGUCAUCUGCCACCAGAGUCCGGCUCCCGGUUUCCCAGUGCUGCAACCGCAGGUACCGAGCAUCAUGACGUCGUCGCAGCUCCAACCGGUGACAAUUCAGCACCAGCGCCUUCUGACGCCGAGCGGUCAAACCAUCCAGACGUUCUCCACGGCGCCCACGACGGUCCACGCUGUGCCUCAGCAGGUGCAGCAAGUCCCCGUUUUGGUUCCGCAGCCUCAGAUCCUGAAGACCGAUUCCCUGGUUGUGACCACACUUAAACCAGAAUGUACCCAGGUUCUCACAACCAUGCAGAACGCGGCGGGGAUCACCACCCUGACCACGCCCCUCCAGAACACCACCCUGCAAGUCCCGUUGUACGGCUACCAGUACCCUCAAAAGACCACCAUUCCUUUCGUGGUGGGCGGUGGAGAUAAGCUCACCAUCAAGCAGCUUCAGUCGGGCUCUCCCCAAAACGCGAAUGCCAACAGAUCCAGCGGCGAGCAGAGCCCGGGGACCGGCGGCGUGGUGAAGGAGGGCGAGAGGAGAACCACGCACAACAUAGUUGAAAAACGGUACCGCUCAUCCAUCAACGACAAGAUCGUGGAGCUCAAAGACUUGGUCAUGGGCAGCGACGUCAAGAUGCACAAGUCGGGAGUCUUGAGCAAAGCCAUCGACUGCAUCAAGUACCUGAAGCAGGUCAACCACAAACUCCGACAGGAGAACUUGACCCUCAGGAUGGCCAACCAGAGGAACAAACCUGAGAUCCUGUCUGAGGACAUGGAACCCAAAGAGGACAUGGGAAUGAUAUCGCCGCCCGCCUCCGACUCGGGUUCCCCGCGCCAAUACUCUCCAUACAGUCUGGACUCGGAGCCUGGCAGCCCCUUGCUCGACCACGAUCUGAUGAAGUGCGAACCGGACUCUCCUUCCUCUGUCGGCGUGAUGGAUCGUUCCCGUCUGCUCCUCUGCGCGCUGACCUUCUUCUGCCUGUCUCUGAAUCCGCUCCCCUCCCUGCUGGGCGCCGAGUCUUCAUCCAGCCAAAGUGUCCCCACGGGUCACGGUCCUUCGAGAACACUCGUCUGGCUCCCGAGUCCCACACAGGACUUUGCGACGUGGCUGCGCUGUCUGUUGCCGUGGGUGAUGGUUUGGGUCGUCAGUGGCCUGGGGGCGGUGUGGGGUUGUGUUCGGGUGCUGUACCUUUGGGAACCCGUCACGCCCCUUCACUCGCCGAAGUCGGUGUCCUUCUGGAGGCACCGCAAGCAAGCUGAUGUGCACCUGAAGAGCGGGGAUUAUGCAGCGGCCUUGACCCGUUUGGAGACCUGCCUGUCCAUCUUGACCAGAGCGCUGCCCUCCACCAAACUGGAUCUGGUCUGCUCCUUGUCCUGGAAUGUGAUUCGCUAUUGUUUGCAUCGCCCAACCCCGCUCGGAUGGCUGGUUCACCAAGUCGGGGGGAAACACGAGGGGGACGAGGCUAGGACAAGCGCGAAGGACGCGGCUCUGGUUUACCAUCGUCUGAGUCAGCUGCAACUCACCGGAAAUCUUCCCGAGCGUAGUGGCUUGUGGGCCCUGUCUCUCUCUCUGAGCGCCGUGAACCUCAGCGAGAGCGCCCAAGGAAAGAUGGCUCCGGCCCAGCUCACCCAGAUCUACGUGACUGCCGCCGCCGCCCUGCGUACUGUACUGGGGCUGCACGUCUCCUUCCUGCCCGGUUACCUACUGAGCCGUGCUGAGAGCAUCGCCGGUCAAUCGGACGCAAAGCAGAUCCCACAAUGCCUGCGAUGGCUUUUCACGCCAUUGGGAAGGCGGUUCUUCCUGAGCUGUGAUUGGUCGUUGAAGUCAGGAAGCGGUGAUGUGGUGUUUACGUCGCAGAGAGAAGACCCAGCUGACCCGAUCGCCCAGUUGCACCGCUGUUUCUGCAGAAAGCUUCUGGAGAGAGCCGUACACGCCCUCAUCCAGCCGCAGAGCGACUCCGAAGCAGGCAAACGCGGGGAGUUUUCCAGCGCCCUGGACUUCCUGGAGCAGCUGAAUAGCUGUACGGAUGACUCCGCCUCCUCUUUCCCUCCAUUCUCUGCCCCGCCCAGUCACACCAUCACGCCAGUGAGAGAUCCGGUGAGCCGUUGGUGGGCGUUGGUGCUAAAGGCCGCCGUCAACUGGCUCCAGGGAGAAGACGCCACCGUGAGGUCACUGCUGGCAGAUGCAGAGAGAAUGCCCAGGGCUCUGCAGACGCAGGAACACCCUCUGCCCAACGCCGUGCUGCUGUUGUGCAAGGCAGUUCAGAAGAGCCUAUCGCCUCUGAAGGGAGACAACACGCUAGCCUGCCUGUCCCGGUGCGACCAAGCCAGCAACUUCCUGCGCUCCAGCAUCUCUCUGCACCUCGGCCAGCCUGGGAAUUGCCUGCAUAAGGCGAUGGAGCUGCUGGUUUGUGACCUGCUCCUGACCUUGAGGACCAGCUUAUGGCAGCGUGGAAGCAGCACCAAUGGAGUACCUGGUCCGGCACCCGCGUCCCAAUUGGCCGGUUUUCAGAAGGACCUGAGUGCACUGAGAAAGCUCACACAGUGCUCCAGACAGACGCAACAUAAGGUGUUCCUCCACGAGACCACAGUGAGGCUGAUGGCAGGAGCCUGUCCCACCAGGACGCAUCAGCUGCUGGAUCACAACCUGCGACGUCGGACCCACGGCUCCUACACCGCAGAGGGCGAGAGGGAGCGGGCGCACGCCAUCCUGCUGGCCUGCCGCCACCUGCCCAUGCCCCUGCUAACCACGCCCGGGCACCGUGCCCACCUGGUGGCUGAAGCCAAACGCAUCCUGGAGCGCGUGGGCGAUCGGCGAUCCCUGCAGGAUUGUCAGCAGAUCCUGUUGCGGCUCAGCGGGGGCACGGCCAUCGCUGCGUCCUGAACACACAUACACACACACACAUGUACACACACAAGCUGCUGUUGAUGAAACUCAUUAACUUGCAGUAUCUAAAUGACAAAUCAUGUGCACCCAUCUCCAUUUGCGCUUCUAUUACUCUGCUCUACCACAAUUUCACCACCUUUUGGCCAUUCAUGGUACAGAAUCAACUGACUGCAUCAUUUUUAAUAAUAUAUAAUAAAGAAUAUGAGGUGAAAUAGAUGAUUUCCUAAGGAAAAAAGGGAUACGAUUCGCUAUUGAUAGGAAGCUGCACAGUCAUCAGUUAGCAAGCUUUCCUUUGUAAGGGCUGCACAGCGCUCAGACACAAAGACACACUCUUUUACCUAAGUAGUGUCGCCUCCUAUCUACCUCACAUGCAGUACAAAAAUACUCAAAAUACCGUGGGGCAAAAUCACAUUUUGAAGAAAAUCACACUUAAUCACACUUAAAAGAUGGCUGGAUUGUUAACUAAUGCCUACUUAACACAUACACGCAUACAGGACAUGUACAAUUUACUGAAUGUUUAUAGUCCAACUGUAUAUAGCUUGUAAAUGCCACCAUGCUAUCUUUUCACGUAGGGGGACCCGCAUUAAGCAUCCAAGUUGAUCCAGCGUCCCAAAAAUUCUCAUUCAAACGCCCGACAAAAAUAAAAACGUGUCAUAAAAGGUCUAUGAUCGCUUAUAAAUAAUAAUAAAAAAUAUUUCUUACCCCCAUUAAACCUCAAACUGGUUAAUAAUUGAAAGAUUUUCAAUGUGGGAACCCAACUUUUUUAUUGUAAUAUAAAAUGUUUCACAUUCGAUGUACGUUUUUGAAGCAAAAUACCCAGAAUUUGAAACAAAAAAUAUUUUAUGCUGUUUUUAUUUUUUUUUUUUCCUCACCCAUCACAUGGCACUUGUAUCAUUCCUGUUUUGGUGUUCUUAUUGAAUGUGUUUUAUGGAUAAAGUAUAGUGAUGAGAAGGAGAAGACGUCUUAUAUGUUGAAGGCUUUUCGCACACAUUUUAAAACAAUUACAAUGGUAGGUUAGGGUUGCCUUUUCUUUUGGAGACUGCACAUUAUUACAUCUCUUUUUUUUUUUUAGAAUAGAAAACAGGUCAAACCAUGUCGAGCGUUGGAUUUCUUGAUUUUUGACAAAGAAAUAAGCGAGCAAUGCUCUGUUAGCCACAGAUAGGCCGGUUUAUUAUCAUUCUUCUGUUGUAACAACUUUUUAAACGUUUGUCCUUUCUACUUUUAAGUGGUUUACUUUCUGUGUUUAUUUUGAUGGUGUUUUUUAAUGUGUAUAUACAGUAUAAUAAAAAAACGUGCUGGUGGGA
This is a messenger RNA of Doryrhamphus excisus (bluestripe pipefish), 4949 nucleotides long. It is a transcript of the gene srebf2, whose product is annotated as sterol regulatory element binding transcription factor 2. Gene Ontology annotation, cellular component: nucleus. The record is from RefSeq and is a predicted model, not a curated record. Gene Ontology annotation, molecular function: RNA polymerase II cis-regulatory region sequence-specific DNA binding; protein dimerization activity; DNA-binding transcription factor activity, RNA polymerase II-specific. Lineage: Eukaryota; Metazoa; Chordata; Actinopteri; Syngnathiformes; Syngnathidae. Gene Ontology annotation, biological process: positive regulation of transcription by RNA polymerase II; positive regulation of cholesterol storage.